AUGCCCCUCUCACCGACCUCGGACAAGGUCGUCGGCGGUUUGGUGGGCGACCCAGCGCGCGACUCCAUCACAGAGGGGUUGUUGGAGGGGCAGCAAUAUGGGAUUUUCACCUUCAUCCACAAUAUUUGUCUUAUCACCUUCACGUUUAUCUGCCUAUUCUCAGGCCUGUACGUUGGGCUAAUGCUUUGUGGUUGUGUUUUUCAUCACGUAGGCCACGACAAAAAUAUGGCUUCGGACACUGUACCUUCUACUCCUGUCUACCAUAACGAACGCUCAGACCGACCCAUUCGACCACUCCCCAAACGUCGUCUGCGCGAGCGUCUAUCACCCGAGGUCGCUGAUUCGAUCGAGUACCCACCCGCACGCCAAUCGGCGCCUGCUCUGUUCUCAUACCCAUGUAACCUUAAAGGAGGGCUGUCGGAGGAAGAGUCGAAUUCCGGCACCCGAGACCCUCGUUCAGAUUUCUCGGGUCGUCACACGCCUCGCAGGAAUGGAGCAAGUGCUACGUCUGAGCUGGACGAGGCAUCAACUAGAAGAGCUGUCGUGGCCCGCCCCCCAACGGAAUCUCUGGGUCGCUCGCCGCGAUUGCUGCAGAAAUCCGAUACGAUGCGGCAGGUUCAUGCGCCGCAGCCUCCGCCCUCGGCAGCGUCUUCGGCCGACGGGUAUGACUCCUUCGAGAAUACAAACAACAAAAAGAAGAGGAAGAUCCCUACAGCGGGGGAGAUGAACGGGGCGCAUGGACUUAGCGAUCACGGAUUGAACGAUAACCACACCGUAUCCCCAGGCCUGGCGGCAAUACCAGACAGGCCAGGAGAGAAUGGGAACUCGACAUCAGUGCCUUACUACGGAUCGGGGAGUUUUAUGUCUGCCGGUCAAAACGUCUCUGGUCCCGGUAGGGGCCGAUUUGGGAGGGCGAGAAACGGCAGGAGCCCGUUGCAGACUCUCUCAGAUGCUAGCGGCAACUGGUUGGGCCGGAAUUCCAAGAAUCGUCCAGGCCCCUGGUCCCCAACAGCCCAAAGCACCGGCAUUAUUUCUAACGCGAUUGCCAACGCAGAAAAACUCCCAGCUCUGGAAGGCCAGGAGAACACCAGCCUUCUCCAACAGCAGCAGUCGGUCAAGACGACCCCAGCGACGACGCAGUUUACCUUCACAUGCGACUCUCAAGUUCCGGGUACUCUAGCCUGGCCAGGCUCUGACCCCAAGAUGUCAGGCUCAGCUGCAAUGGAUUACAAUCAAGCAGCAGCAGGAAGCUACUCGCACUCGCGUGCUGGUCAACCCCACCAGCCUGCGGGCGCCCCGGCCAUUCAUGGCCAAGACGGCCCGCCUUCGGACAGUAGUUUACGGGGCGAAGCUCCUCGGUCUAUGACUCUUGAACGGAAGAACCGACGUCGGGCGGCCAGAGACUUGCAUUUCCAGGCCAGAAAGCGUCGCGAAGGAACAGCGAGGCAGAACUUCCUUAACCCGCCCAAGCUCGAGGACCAGUGGAUCUGUGAAUUCUGCGAGUACGAGCGUAUCUUUGGCUAUCCGCCAGUGGCUCUGAUUCGACAAUACGAGAUCAAGGACAGGAAGAUUCGCCAGCAAGAGGAGGAGCGACGGCGGGUAUGGGAGAAGGCCAAGGCGAGAAGUCGCAAGGGUAAGAAGAGCAAGGCGCCAUCCAAGAACACUGCAAACAACAACAGCAAUGGAAAUGGCAGUAACAUGCACAGUCACACGAAUGACGGGCAUGCAGCACCAUCCAUGAACCAUACGCAAAGUCAAGAUACGCAGAGCGAUGUUUUCGACGAUGAAGAGUACGAUGGAGAGGAAAACUACGAGCUCGACCCAAGCCAGCGACCGGCUGAUUUCGGUCGUGCUCAUAACGCACAUCCUGGCACAGCCGAACAUGACCGCGGCGGCGGUGCAGGCGGCAGAGGGACUAUAGGAGCAGAAGCGGUGCGCUUCGAGGGAGAACGGCCAAAAGUCUAA
Diaporthe amygdali is the source of this 1965-nucleotide messenger RNA. RefSeq lists its product as uncharacterized. The transcript has 2 exons. The record is from RefSeq and is a predicted model, not a curated record. The coding region runs from base 1 to 1965 and encodes 654 amino acids. NCBI's taxonomy places the organism in Eukaryota, Fungi, Ascomycota, Sordariomycetes, Diaporthales, Diaporthaceae.